Molecule: messenger RNA, 1894 nt
Organism: Camelus dromedarius (Arabian camel)
Lineage: Eukaryota; Metazoa; Chordata; Mammalia; Artiodactyla; Camelidae
Gene: RFNG
Product: RFNG O-fucosylpeptide 3-beta-N-acetylglucosaminyltransferase
Exons: 8
Coding region: 45-1001 (318 amino acids)
Biological process (GO): regulation of Notch signaling pathway
Cellular component (GO): membrane
Molecular function (GO): O-fucosylpeptide 3-beta-N-acetylglucosaminyltransferase activity
Source: RefSeq, a predicted model, not a curated record
CGCGGCGCGCCUGGCCGGGCGGUGCCCGCGGGUCCCGCGGCCGCAUGAGCCGCGCGCGGGGGGCUCUGUGCCGGGCCUGCCUCGCGCUGGCCGCGGCCCUGGCCGCGCUGCUGCUGCUGCCGCUGCCGCCGCCGCUGUCCCGCGCGCCCGUGCCGGCCCCGACCCGGGCCCCGGCCCCGACCCGGGCCCCGACCCCCGACCCCGGCCCGCGCGCGCCCCCUGCCCGGCCCGCCGCCUCCCCGCUCCUGCGGCCCGACGACGUCUUCAUCGCGGUCAAGACCACCCGGAAAAACCAUGGGCCGCGCCUGGGGCUGCUGCUGCGCACCUGGAUCUCCCGCGCCCGACGGCAGACAUUCAUCUUCACCGACGGGGACGACCCUGAGCUGCAGCUCCAGGGAGGCAGCCACGUCGUCAACACCAACUGCUCGGCUGUGCACACCCGCCAGGCUCUGUGCUGCAAGAUGUCGGUGGAGUAUGACAAGUUCAUCGAGUCCGGACGCAAGUGGUUCUGCCACGUGGACGAUGACAACUACGUGAACUCGGAAGGCCUGCUGCAGCUGCUGGCCACCUUCUCACCUAGCCAGGACGUUUACCUGGGGCGGCCCAGCCUGGACCACCCCAUCGAGGCUACCGAGCGGGUCCAGGAAGGUGGCACCGUGACCACCGUCAAGUUUUGGUUUGCUACAGGCGGGGCCGGGUUCUGCCUGAGCCGGGGCCUGGCCCUCAAGAUGAGCCCCUGGGCCAGCCUGGGCAGCUUCAUGAGCACCGCCGAGCGCGUGCGGCUGCCGGACGACUGCACGGUGGGCUACAUCGUGGAGGGGCUGCUGGGUGCCCGCCUGCUGCACAGCUCCCUUUUCCACUCCCACCUGGAGAACCUGCAGAGGCUGCCGCCCAACUCCGUGCUCCAGCAGGUCACCCUGAGCUAUGGGGGCCCUGAGAACCCUCAGAACGUGGUGAACGUGGCCGGAGGCUUCAGCCGGGAGCAGGACCCCACAAGUUAACCGGCUACACAUGGAAGCUCAGCUCCGGACGGGGCCACACAGCAUUCAGCUCCUCCCUGUGAGGCUCUGCCCCGAGACCAGCUCCACCUGGGCAGAGCUGCCUUCCUCCCGGCCUCCCAGUCAGCCUUGAGCUGCCCGCUGGACUCCCCGGCGUGACCCGGAGCAUACAUGGGGGUGGGGAUCCUGCAGAAACGAGGGGAACAUGACACACCUCGCCCCAGGAGGCAGACUUCCUGGGUGUUUUGCUUGCUUUUUCAGAACGCUGUGGCACGUGUGUGUGUGUCUCACAGGCACAGAAGCGUCCAUGAGUGUGUGUGCAUACGUUCACGGGUGUUCACGGGUGUUCACGCGUGUGUGUGAACUGCUGUGUAAAUGAGCGUAUGCUGCUAUGUAGGUGGGUACGAACGUGUGCGUGCUGUGCAGAGGGGGGCAGACGUAUGUGUCUCUGUGUUAGGGCAGGCCAGCAGUAAAGUACCCAAACAAGCAGCUUGGAGUCAGCAAAGGCUGGUGGUGGGGCACCGGUCCCUUGGAGAGGUUUCUGGCAGGUCACCGGGGACUGUUUGUGCUCAGCGGCCACUCCCCCUCACGUUCCCAGACGUGAGAUGUGCAGCAGCUCCUCGGGACCUAGACAUGAGCUGAGCCUCCCAGGCCCCAGCCACGGGGGCCUCCGCAGAGCACAGACUCAGGGCAGCAUCACAUGGGACCAGAGUGCCCCUCCCCAGCUGGGGCAGCCUCAGCCUCCCACCGGGACGGCCAGCCUCAGAGGUGCAGGCUCCCUCCUCGCCAGGUCCAGGGGAGCAGUCACCCCCAAGCCCAGCACCCUCCAAGGGGAGACGGGGCUGGCCGGCACCCUGACGCUGCCAGGUCUGCCCCAGUGGGUGGUCCGUCUACUU